GGGAAUGUCAGUCGGUCAUUCAAGCGAAAGAGAACCAGUAGCUCAUGUGUGUCACUGCUCCUCGUGGCCGGGCCACCCACAUUCAUCGACACACGACACAACGUACCACUCUCCUGCCCUCACCAAAGUCUAUGCAACAGACAUGUGUGCCAUCUAAGGCACACAUGUCUGUUGCCGCAGGCUUUGGUCAGCAUAGCAGAGGAUGGCACACAAAUGUCGCCCGCACACAACCACACACCCGACACACAGCGUCUCAUCCAUCCGUCCAGGCAUGGCACUCACACCAUUCUGUUCGCCACGCCAUUCCCUGUGUUGACUGCUGUGGCUGUCUCGUCACGGCUAGUCAUCACCCUCGCCGCCCUGUGUCCAUCACAAGCACCGUUGAAUGGACACAUGACGACACCGGCGACGUCCAACCAUUCCGAGACCACCACAUACACAUCACGCAGGGCUUGCUAAAUGUCUUUCUGCCACCCCUCCUCAAGCACCCACUCAUCGCGCCGACCAAACGGCACUCAUCGGCAGGCACCCCUCCAUUCACAAGCAGCAGCCAGAAAGUAAGUAGGCAAGUGGACUAAUUACAUGCGAUCGAUAGACGGACACGCGCUGCGCCUCGUCGUGUCGUCGCAGCGAGAAGGCACGUGGGCGGUGAGAAGAAAGAGAUGGGCUUUAGAGAGAGCGACCGGCACCAUUGGAUCGUGUGCAGGUCUAUCAUCCGAGGAAGUUGAUGACGGUGAGGAAGAGCACCAGGUUGCACACGAGGUAGUCGGCGAACGCCCUCUCGGCCGUGAUCUUGAACUCCUCAGGAUCCAUCAGCUGCACUCGCAAACCAACUGACACACACACAACAAACAAAACACACGUGUGCCUUCCGUCUGUCGUCUUGUCUUUCUUGUGUGCAGCCAACAUCCCCCUGGCUGGCUGACUGACUUGUGAGCGUCAUGGAGCCGACGCAGCAGAUGAAGCCCGAGAGGAAUGAGUUGAAGGGGAAGCUGCCGACGAUGAAGCAGUACAGCAGCUGCACCACCGCCGUGUAGCCCAGGAAGAUCACCAGCAGGUCCAGCAGCUUCACACGGUCCGGCGUCACCUUCUUGUACUGCUGAAACCCGCUCUUCGCUAUGUCUGUCAAAGUGCUUACGAACCCACUCAGCGCCUUCAUGAUGGGAAGAGAUCCGCUCUCCCGGCCGCUCUCGUCGCUCGAAAAAG
This is a messenger RNA of Vitrella brassicaformis, 1206 nucleotides long. The record is from the annotation of a GenBank genome assembly. Lineage: Eukaryota; Vitrellaceae.